Molecule: messenger RNA, 252 nt
Organism: Gongylonema pulchrum
Lineage: Eukaryota; Metazoa; Nematoda; Chromadorea; Rhabditida; Gongylonematidae
Source: the annotation of a GenBank genome assembly
AUGAGACUGUUCCUGAUUCAGAUGCCUUAUCCACUUUCGAAGAUCGAUUUUGUUGCUACUCGCUCGUUUCCGGUCGGUGGCAUGGAGAAUUGGGGGCUUGUCGUAUUCAAGAACGAAGUGCUGCUCCUCGAUUCAUUGCUUGAAAAAUCACCACUGAAAUGUUUAGACAAUGCAAAUAUGUCAGUGGAUUUACUCGCUCAGCAGUAUGACAUCCAGAAAAUAAUCACGCACGAACUCGCUCACCAAUGGUAG